Messenger RNA from Seminavis robusta, 483 nucleotides. NCBI's taxonomy places the organism in Eukaryota, Bacillariophyta, Bacillariophyceae, Naviculales, Naviculaceae. The record is from the annotation of a GenBank genome assembly.
AUGGUGAUUAACACGGAACUUUGUGCUCUUUCCGAGUACCGUAUCUACCCUGGAAAUGGGAAACUCAUGAUUCGUCGUGAUGGCAAGCCCAUCUGGCUUGGUUCCUCCAAGGCAUUCAGUCUGACAAUUCAGCGUAAAAAGGCCGCCAAAUUGGUAUGGACACAAGCUUGGCGUCGUCUGCACAAGAAGGGUAUCACUGAAACCACCACCAAGAAGAAGCGAACUCGAACUGGAAAGGUACAAAGAGCCGUCGUGGGUGCUUCCCUCGAGGAGAUCCGCAAAAAGGCGUCCCAAAAGAGUGAAGUCCGUACCGCACAGAGAGAUGCUGCCCUCAAGGAGCUCAAGGCCAAGAAGGCUGCCAACAAAGGCAAGAGUGGAAAAGGAUCCAGCAGUGCCGGUUCCAAGCCACACUCAUUCCAAAAGGUUCCCAAGCACAUGGGAGGAAAGGGAUCCAGAGGAGGAAAAGGAAGCACACAACGUUAA